Molecule: messenger RNA, 7174 nt
Organism: Coregonus clupeaformis (lake whitefish)
Lineage: Eukaryota; Metazoa; Chordata; Actinopteri; Salmoniformes; Salmonidae
Product: activating signal cointegrator 1 complex subunit 3
Exons: 43
Coding region: 88-6723 (2211 amino acids)
Molecular function (GO): ATP binding; nucleic acid binding; ATP hydrolysis activity
Source: RefSeq, a predicted model, not a curated record
UCUGACGUAAACGCUUCUGAAAGUGUAGAAACACCAGAAAUAGACUGUGUGGUAGCAUCUUAUGGAUCACAGAGUGGUGGGCAACCAAUGUCUCCACCCCGGCUCACCGGCGCCCUGCGCUCCUUCUCUACUGUGAGCAAGCACGAAGACUUCACUGAAGAAGUCUAUGAUCUGAAGACCAAGCGUCUAAAGAGGCAGGAGCUGUUCUCCAGAGAGGGCCUGACAUGGCAGAAGAUAGUCCAGUUCUUCACUCAGCAUCUGGAGAAGGCAGAGCAGCAGGCUGCAGCACAGGAGCUGAAGAGCAUCCUACAGGCUGCCAAACAGAUAGUGGGGACAGAGCAUGGCCAGGACACCAUUGAGAGUGCUGCUGUCUUCCUGUUUGAGACUUUCCACAACAAGGACCAUGUGGGUCAUGAGGAGACCAGGGCCAUUAAGCAGAUGUUCGGCCCGUUCCCCUCCUCGGCAGCCGAUGCCUCCUGUGCUGCUGUGUCCCGGGCCGUGGCCCCUCUGGGAGAGUCCCAGGUGGAGGAGUUUGUUCGUUCCCAGAGCGCCUGUCGCACCCCUCAGCGCGGCUCGGCCUUCGGACGCAACAUCACCUUCUCCUAUGACUGCUACGCCCUGGACCCCCAGGAGGCCCUGCCCUGGGCCGGGGGCCCUGAGGAUGAGACCCCUGGUGGAGGCCUGGACUUCCACAGCUUCCUCAACAACCACCAAGGCCGCAGGGGUAAUGGGGGAGAGGUGGAUGGAGGCAGGCUAAGCCCGGGAGGGGCUCAGAGCUCUGGGGAUGGGACCAUCCUGAGGGGGGAGGUGGAGAAGUACCUGAACGGAGGCAACAUGAUUUCCUCCAGCCCUGAAGAACUGUGCACCUCCCUGUUUGAGAUGCUGGCUUCCACCAAGAGUGACGACGAGCUGCAGAACGAGCUGUUUGAGCUGCUGGGCCCAGAGGGAUUUGAGAUGAUCUCUGUUCUCCUCCAGAGAAGGUCUUCCAUCGUGGACUCUCUCCUCUCCAUCCCUGCAGACAGGAUCAACUACCCACCAGAUGGUAGUCGUAAAGGAAGUGGAGGAGAGGGGAGCAGCAAGCCCACGUACGGCUGUCAGGUGUCCAUCCAGUCAGGGAAGGAGAAAGAAAUGAUGAAGAUCCACCGGAGGGAGGAGAAGAGGGAGAGGAAGAGGGGGGAGAGACGCUGGGACGACACCGAAUCCUCCUCCGACCUCUACUUUGACCCCAAGGAGAUGAGAGCUCAGAGAGAGCAGGCCCUGCUGACAGCACGGCGGUCUCCAGUGCUGAGCAGAGAGAGGGUGUACGAACGCAUCCGAUACCCCAACGUCUAUGACUGCUACGCCGAGGCCACCAAGACCUCCGCCUUUGUAGGGGGAGCCAAGCUGAUGUUACCAGAGGGGAUAAAGAGGGAGAACAAUAAGAUGUAUGAAGAGGUGGAGAUUCCUCCUAGUGAUCCCAUGCCCAUCAGCUUUGAGGAGAAACCCAUCUACAUCUCUGAACUGGACGAGGUUGGUCAGUUGGUGUUUAAGGGGAUGCAGCGUCUGAACAGGAUCCAGUCCAUAGUGUUUGAGACAGCCUACAACACCAAUGAGAACCUGCUCAUCUGUGCCCCCACCGGGGCCGGCAAGACCAACAUCGCCAUGCUCACAGUCCUCCAUGAGAUCAGACAGCACCUCCAACCUGGAGGGGUCAUCAAGAAGGACGAGUUCAAGAUAGUGUAUGUAGCUCCUAUGAAGGCCCUGGCAGCAGAGAUGACUAAUUACUUCAGUAAGCGGUUGGAGCCACUGGGCAUUGCUGUCAAAGAGCUCACUGGAGACAUGCAGCUAACCAAAGGGGAGAUCCUGCGUACACAGAUGCUGGUGACUACCCCUGAGAAGUGGGACGUAGUGACAAGGAAGAGCGUUGGGGACGUGGCCCUGUCCCAGAUUGUAAAGCUCCUCAUCCUGGACGAGGUGCAUCUGCUACACGAGGACAGAGGACCAGUUCUGGAGUGCCUGGUGGCCAGGACACUACGACAGGUGGAGUCGAGCCAGAGUAUGAUCCGUAUCCUGGGUCUGUCGGCCACGCUGCCCAACUACCUGGACGUGGCCUCCUUCCUCCACGUCAACCCCUAUAUCGGACUCUUCUACUUCGACAGCCGCUUCAGACCCGUGCCCCUCGGACAGAGCUUCGUCGGCAUCAAGACCACCAACAAGAUUCAGCAGCUUCAUGACAUGGAGGAGGUUUGCUAUGACAAGGUUCUGGAGCAGAUCAGAAAUGGACAUCAGGUGAUGGUGUUUGUCCAUGCUCGUAACGCCACGGUGAGGACAGCCAUGGGGCUGAUCGAGAUGGCCAAGAACCGUGGAGAGUCUUCCUUCUUCCAGCCAGACCAUGGACCUGACUAUGGCCAGUGUGAGAAAUCGAUCCAACGUUCCAGGAACAAGCAGAUGAAGGAGAUGUUCCCAGAUGGUUUUGGGAUCCACCACGCUGGGAUGCUGCGUGCUGACCGUAGCCUGAUGGAGAGCAUGUUCUCCAGGGGUUACCUCAAGGUUCUGUGCUGUACCGCCACACUGGCCUGGGGAGUCAACCUGCCUGCACACGCUGUCAUCAUCAAGGGCACCCAAAUCUACGAUGCUAAGCGUGGUACCCUGGUGGACCUGGGCAUCCUGGACGUGAUGCAGAUCUUCGGGCGUGCCGGGCGGCCCCAGUUCGACAAGUACGGCGAGGGCACCAUCAUCACGGCACAUGACAAGCUGAGCCACUAUCUCACCCUGCUCACCCAGCAGAACCCCAUAGAGAGCCAGUUCCUAGAGACCAUGGCUGACAACCUCAACGCUGAGGUGUCACUAGGGACUGUGACUAACGUGGAGGAGGCGGUGAGGUGGCUGAGUUACACCUACCUGUACAUCCGCAUGAGAGCCAACCCGCUGGCCUACGGGAUCAACCACAAGGCCUACCAGAUGGACCCAGGUCUGGAGCUGUACCGUAAGGAGCUGGUGGUGAUGGCAGCCAGGAAGCUGGACAAGGCCAGGAUGAUCCGCUUUGAGGAGAGGACAGGAUACUUCGCCUCCACUGACCUGGGCAGAACCGCCAGUCACUUCUACAUCAAAUACAACACCAUGGAGACGUUCAACGAGCUGUUCAACUCCCAGAAGACAGAGGCUGACAUCCUCAGCAUCGUCUCCAAGGCUGAGGAGUUUGAACAGGUCAAGGUGCGUGAUGAGGAGAUGGAGGAGCUAGAGCAGAUGCUGUGUAACUACUGUGAGCUGCCUGCUGCAGGCGGAGUGGAGAACGGAUACGGCAAGAUCAACAUACUACUGCAGACCUACAUCGGACGGGGAGAGGUGGACAGCUUCUCCCUCAUCUCAGACCUGUCCUACGUAGCACAGAACGCAGCUCGUAUCGUCAGGGCUCUGUUUGAGAUUGCUCUGAGGAAGCGCUGGCCUGCCAUGACCUACCGGCUGCUCAACCUGUGUAAAGUGAUAGACAAGCGUCUGUGGGGCUUCGCUCACCCCCUGAGACAGUUCUCCAUCCUGCCUCACAACGUGCUGGCUCGUCUGGAGGAGAAGAAACUCACUGUGGACAAACUGAAAGACAUGCAGAAGGACGAGAUAGGUCACAUGCUCCAUCACGUGAACAUCGGGUUGAAGGUGAAGCAGUGUGUCCACCAGAUCCCUUCCAUACAGAUGGAGGCCACCAUCCAACCAAUCACACGCACCGUGCUCAGGGUCCGCCUCCAGAUCACCCCCGACUUCAAGUGGCACGAUCAGUGUCAUGGUUCAGUGGGAGAGCCCUGGUGGCUGUGGGUGGAGGACCCCAUCAACGAUCACAUCUACCACUCAGAGUACUUCCUCCUACAGAAGAAACAGGUGGUGAGUGGGGAGCCCCAACAGGUGGUGUUCACCAUCCCCAUCUUUGAACCCAUGCCCUCCCAGUACUACAUCAGAGCUGUGUCAGACCGGUGGCUGGGCUCAGAGGCUGUCUGCAUCAUUAACUUCCAACACCUCAUCCUGCCUGAGAGACACCCCCCACACACUGAGCUGCUGGACCUGCAGCCGUUGCCCAUCACCGCCUUGGGGAACCCGGAGUACGAGAGUCUGUACAAGUUCACCCACUUCAACCCCAUCCAGACACAGAUCUUCCACACGCUCUACCACACCGACACCAACGUCCUGCUGGGGGCGCCAACGGGCUCCGGUAAAACCAUCGCUGCCGAGUUGGCCAUGUUCCGAGUCUUCAACCAGUACCCUACCUCCAAGGUGGUGUACAUUGCCCCUCUGAAAGCUCUGGUCAGGGAGAGGAUCGAGGACUGGAAGGUCAGGAUAGAGGAAAAACUGGGGAAGAAGGUUGUGGAGCUGACAGGUGAUGUGACUCCAGACAUGCGGGCCAUCGCCGCGGCCGACCUGAUCGUGACCACGCCAGAGAAGUGGGACGGCGUGAGUCGCUCCUGGCAGAACCGCAGCUACGUCCAGAAAGUAGCCAUCCUCAUCAUCGACGAGAUCCAUCUGCUAGGGGAGGACAGAGGUCCUGUGCUGGAGGUCAUAGUUUCCAGGACCAACUUCAUCUCCUCCCACACCAAAAAGACUGUCCGCGUUGUGGGCCUGUCCACGGCCCUGGCCAACGCACGAGACCUCGCCGACUGGCUAGGGAUUGGACAGGUGGGUUUGUUUAACUUCCGGCCAUCUGUGCGUCCCGUCCCAUUGGAGGUUCACAUCCACGGCUUCCCAGGACAGCACUAUUGCCCCCGCAUGGCCAGCAUGAACAAACCUGUGUUCCAAGGUACAGAAACACACAGUAAGUAUUCACCCCCUCUCCGCGAUUCAGUCACUGCAGCCUGUUCUGCGACAGCUCUUGACCUGAUAGCCUUCCUGGCCACCGAGGACGACCCCAAACAGUGGCUGCACCAGGACGAGACUCAGAUGACAGACAUCAUCGCCACGGUGAGGGAGUCCAACCUGAAGCUGACGUUGGCGUUCGGUAUCGGCAUGCACCACGCUGGACUACACGAGAGAGACAGGAAGACUGUGGAGGAACUGUUUGUCAACUGCAAGAUCCAGAUACUGAUAGCCACCAGCACUCUGGCCUGGGGAGUCAACUUCCCUGCCCAUCUGGUCAUUGUCAAAGGUACUGAGUACUACGAUGGGAAGACCAGACGCUACGUGGACUACCCCAUCACAGACGUGCUGCAGAUGAUGGGCCGUGCAGGCCGCCCUCAGUAUGAUGACCAGGGCAAAGCUGUGAUCCUGGUCCACGACAUCAAGAAAGACUUCUACAAGAAGUUCCUCUAUGAACCCUUCCCUGUUGAGUCCAGUCUCAUGGGUGUGCUGUCAGACCAUCUGAAUGCUGAGAUUGCUGCAGGGACCAUCACCUCUAAACAGGACGCUAUGGACUACAUCACCUGGACGUACUUCUUCCGCAGGCUGGUCAUGAACCCCAGUUACUACAGCCUGGAUGACAUCAGCCACGAGACCGUUAACAAGUACCUGUCCAACCUGGUGGAGAGGAGUCUCCGAGACCUGGAGUGUUCCUACUGUAUGGAGAUAGGAGAGGAUGAUUGCACAAUUGAGCCCCUGACGUACGGUCGUAUCUCCUCCUACUACUACCUGAAGCACCAGACAGUCAGGAUGUUCAAGGAGAGGCUGAGGGCUGAGCUGCCCAUCCAGGACAUCCUCUCUGUCCUCACGGAUGCUGAGGAGUACGGGGAGCUGCCCGUCAGGCACAACGAGGACCAGCUGAACAGUGAGCUGGCUCAGCGUCUCCCCCUGCAGGUCAACCCCCACAGCUACGACAGCGCCCACACCAAGACACACCUGCUGCUGCAGGCCCAUUUCAGCCGCGCCCAGCUGCCCUGCUCCGACUACGGCACCGACACCAAGACCGUGCUGGACAACGCCAUACGCAUCUGUCAGGCCAUGCUGGACGUAGCAGCCAACGAGGGCUGGCUGGUGACUGCUCUCAGCAUCUGUAACCUGGUGCAGAUGAUCGUUCAGGGCAGGUGGCUCAAUGACUCCUCUAUACUGACCCUACCUACCAUAGAGCAGCAACACCUCUACCUGUUCAGCAGGUGGAGCUCCAAGGGAGGGAGGGGCGGAGCCAGGGGCUUCCACGGACCAAUAGAAGGGCUCCCUGAGCUGAUUGCCACCUGCGAGGGGCGGGAGAACACCUUCGCUGCCAUCGUGGGGGAGGUGCUUCAGCCCCAUCAGAUCUCCCAGGCCUGGUCAUUCCUCAGCCAUCUGCCGGUGAUGGAGGUGCGUCUGAGUGUGAAGGGUUGGUGGGAGGGAUGUGGGGAGCAGACAGAGCGCCCCCUCCCUGCGGCCGGGGGGAAGCUCAGGGACGACAGAAGCUGGCUGGAUGUCCACGCUGACCAGGAGUACGUCCUGCAAGUCUCACUGCAGCGCAUCAACGCUGGCCAGCAGAGGAGGAAGCAGGACAGUAAGGCCCAGGCCCCCAGGUUCCCUAAGAAUAAGGAUGAGGGCUGGUUCCUGGUUCUAGGAGAGGUGGAGCGCAGAGAGCUACUGGCCGUCAAACGCAUUGGAUACUGCCGACACCGCAGCACCGUUUCCCUGGCCUUCUACACCCCCGAGAAGACCGGAAAGUGUAUCUACACGCUAUACUUGAUGAGUGACAGUUACCUGGGUCUGGACCAGCAGUAUGACCUCCACCUCAACGUGACCCCUGCCUGCAUCGCUGCCCAGGUCAACAGUGAAGUCACUGAGGCCAUGGGAGGCAUGUCCUUCAAGUGAUAUGUCAACAUGAUGACAUCAUCAUGAGUUACAUGAUGACAAUGAAAAAAAAUGAGGAGACAAUGGCCACGUAUGUCUUUAGACUCCAAUGUUCGGGACGUUUACACGGAUGAUGUGAUGGUAAUGAUGGUGUGACUGGAGAUUAGCCUUAAAGCAGGGAUGUCAAACUCAUUCCAUGGAGGGCCUAGUGUCUGCGGGUUUGAGGGAGGGAGGGAGGGAGGGAGGAUACAGGGUUAAGUACUAGUUAGUCUGGGGCAUGGGCUAUGGGAAACUGUGGCCUAAUGGGACCCUGUACAAUGAUCGGUCAGUCAAUAGAAAUACUCAUGAAAGACAGGGCUGUCAAGUUACAUUAACAUUGUGUAAUAAAAUGAAUAACUAUUUUGUUGCAGUACAUAAUAAUAAUAAUAAAAAUAUGCCAUUUAGCAGACGCUUUUAUCCAAAGCGACUUACA